AUGGUGAGAGUGAAGGAUCCCUGGAUUGUAGCGAAUGCUGGGAGAGCGUACAGCACUUGUAAAAAGAACAUUUGCCCGACUCUAGCAAAGCCAGAUUAUCUAAGAAUCAGAGCAGAGGAGGUUCAUGCCUUAGUCCAACAGGCACUAGGCUUGACUCAAGAUUUCAUUCACAAUAGCAGUACUACUAUUACUAAUUUAAAAAGCAGUGAAAUAUAUGUGACAAAAUUUACAGGAAACAGGACCUUUAAAAAGAAAACUUCAGGCCUUGCAGAUGCUGCCACUGCCCCUAUCUUCCCACACCCAGCCACGGUCAACCCCACCGUGUUCUUUGACAUCCCCGCCUAUGGCAAGCCUUUGGGCCGCAUCUCCUUCAAGCUAUUUGCAGACAAAGUUCCAAAGACAGCAGAAAACUUUCAUGCUCUGAGCACUGGAGAGAAAGGAUGUGGUUAUAAAGGUUCCUGCUUUCACAGAAUUAUUCUGGGAUUUAUGUGCCAGGGUGGUAACUUCACAUGCCACAGUGGCAGAGAUGGCAAAUGUAUCUCCAUCUGUGGGGAGAAAUUUGAUGAUGAAAAUUUCAUCUUGAAGCACACAGGUCCUGGCAUCUUGUCCGUGGCAAAUGCUGGGCCCAACACAAAUGGUCCUCAGUUUUUUAUCUACACUGCAAAGACUGAGUGGCUGGAUGGCAAGUGUGUGGUCAAUGGCAUGGAUGUUGUGACAGCCAUGGAGCACUACAGGUCCAGGAAUGGCAACAUCAGCCAGAAGAUCACCAUUGCUGACUGUGGGCAACUCUAAUAACUUUGACUUGUGUUCUGUCUUAACCACCAGACCAUUCCUUCUGUAGCUCAGGAGAGCUCGCCUUCACCCCCACCUGCUUGGAAUGUUUUAUAAUCUUCGUGCUCUCGAUGCAGUUCAUUGGGUUCCAUGUUUUCCUUACCCCCUCCAAGCCUAGCUGGAUUGCAGAGUUAAGUUUAUGAUCAUGAAAUAAAAACUAAACAGCAAGCAAAUAAAAAUUAAAAAAAAAAAAAGAAAACUUUAUCCUGGAAGCCUCAGGCAGCACCCUGAUGCUCUUGCACCUACGGGGCCUGCCUGAACCCAAAUACACACAGGCUGGGCCCCCCACCCUGAUGCACCCUUGGCCUCCAGUCCAUCAUGGUUGCAUGAGGAAUCUGGUGGUGAACUGGUCCUUUGUCACCUUGCCUUGCUCUGUGGGUCUCCAAAAGGCAGUGGGUGCCAGCAGCUGCACAGCCACAUAGCACAGCUGGUCCUCUGGGACCCUAGCCAUGAAGGCGGGCCUCCACGGUGCCCACACCAAGCCCACAGGUAGGCCACCCCAGGCAGGUGGUGUCCUGCCUCUCAGGGUGCUCCACCCCAAACAGCUUGCUGACAGUGCCACCCCUCGGCCAGUUUCACAGAAAAAGCUCAUACACAUUUAUCUACACUCUAGAUUCUAUGGGUGAUCUUAUUUCUGGAAGUGGUGUAAAUUAUGUCUGACUUUUUAAAUGAAGGGGUAAUGCACAAUAAAAUGGAGUUUUUAUACCUUUAAAAA
Messenger RNA from Phyllostomus discolor (pale spear-nosed bat), 1546 nucleotides. RefSeq names its product peptidyl-prolyl cis-trans isomerase A-like. The transcript is spliced from 2 exons. Gene Ontology annotation, biological process: protein peptidyl-prolyl isomerization; protein folding. NCBI's taxonomy places the organism in Eukaryota, Metazoa, Chordata, Mammalia, Chiroptera, Phyllostomidae. The record is from RefSeq and is a predicted model, not a curated record. Gene Ontology annotation, molecular function: peptidyl-prolyl cis-trans isomerase activity. Bases 1 to 792 code for a protein of 263 amino acids.